Messenger RNA from Didymodactylos carnosus, 891 nucleotides. NCBI's taxonomy places the organism in Eukaryota, Metazoa, Rotifera, Eurotatoria, Philodinida, Philodinidae. The record is from the annotation of a GenBank genome assembly.
AUGCCGCGAGGAGCAAAAAAAGAAAAAAUUAAAAAAGAUCCAAAUGCACCAAAAAAGCCAUUAUCAGCUUAUUUUCUCUUUUCGAGAGAUGAACGCCAGAAAAUCAAAAUUGAACGUCCAGAAUUAUCAACAACAGAAAUAAUGAAAGUUAUUGGUGAAAGAUGGUCAAAUUUAUCAGAUGACAUCAAAAAGCCGUAUGAAAAAUUAGCUUUAAGUGAGAAACAGCGUUAUCAAGAAGAAUUGGCUACAUAUCAAAAAGAAACCGGUGAUGGUGAUAACCUAAAUGAUAUGUCAUCCACAACAUCUGUUUUACCUUUACGUCCAUCUAUGAAGUUAAAGUAUAUUAGUGAUACAAAUGAUCAAUCAAAUUUUCUUGCGGAUUCAUUUCAGUUGUCAUUGUUUGGUUCUUCCAGAAGUGGAAUGACACGGUGUGUGUCGAACGCAAAUAGUCUUAGUUCAUAUGGAGAUAAGAGUAACAGAACUAGAUUUGGUACAUAUUUAAUAAAUGAUCCAAAUACAAAUGGUAACAUAGCUUCAUCAUCGAUGUCUGAUGUAUUUUUAUCGCCGUUGACAAGAUCACAAUUUCCAUCAACAGUAUUUCCUUCUACUACUAGAUUAAAAAAUGUCAGAAUGCCGUUAUCUCAGUCGCAAUCAACUAUCAGUGAUUCUUUUGAACACUUGCCCUCGUUUGAUCGUUAUAGAUCAUAUUAUUCAUCAUUUACGCCUCCGUCAUCUACUGAGGAAACAACAACAAUGUCACGUUCGUCAAGUAGACAAACAUUCACCGUUAUUGACGAUCCAACAACGAAUGCAUCUUCUUUUUCAAGAUCAUCGACUUUAAAUGAUGAAGAACAGUUGAUGCCGGAUGAAAAUACACCAUAUGGUGCCUAG